Rubroshorea leprosula is the source of this 800-nucleotide messenger RNA. Lineage: Eukaryota; Viridiplantae; Streptophyta; Magnoliopsida; Malvales; Dipterocarpaceae. The record is from the annotation of a GenBank genome assembly.
GAUUGAACCGAUUCAACCGACCGAACCGGACCGAGUUUUAAAACAAUGGUGUGAACAACAUAAGCUUCCUCAAUCCUAACAUUGAUAUAUUACAAGCUUACUAUUACGGCAUUCCUAGUGUGUUUGGGACCCAAUUUUUCUCUUUUCCCCUACGUUAUAUGAUUUCACUGCCGGAAAUUUAUCAGCGGACAUGGACAUUCCGGAACUAGGAACGAAAGCAAAGAUACUGGAUUACAAUUCCACAGUGGAGCUUGUUUUACAGGGGACAACCUUGUUUCUAGGCAGUGACCAUCCAAUCCAUCUUCAUGGCUUUAGUUUUUAUGUUAUGGGGAUUGGUUUAGGGAAUUUUGAUAAGGACAAAGAUCCCUCAAUGUAUAAUCUGGUUGAUCCUCCCCUUCAAAACACUGUUCACGUCCCUAAAAAUGGCUGGACCGCCAUUAGAUUCCGAGCUGACAACCCUGGAGUAUGGUUCAUGCAUUGCCAUUUCGAUCGACACAUGACAUGGGGCAUGGAUACAGUAUUCAUAGUUAAAAACGGCAAAUCUCCGGAGGCUAAACUGUUACCACCACCACCUGACAUGCCUCCAUGUUAAGGCUGUUUCAAUUAUACUCAAUGUUGCAAAUUCUCUGGGUAAAGAAGUAUAUGUCCUCCUAUAUGUAUAUGUAUCUGGACAAAAGGAAGCAUUCUAAUCAUUGAAAUAAUUUUGCUAAAUAGUUUUGUUUACCAGGAGAAUUCUAGCAUCUGCAGUCUUAUUUUUAGGGGUAAUCUACUUGUGUAGACACUAAACUUAAACAUAACUU